AUGUUAGGAUUUGCGUUACUGUUAGUGUUAGGUUGCGUAAACGGUUACAUACCUCCAUCCAUCAGCAUUUGUAACCGCGAUGAUCUCAAUCUGGACAAGUGUGUGCUGGCGGUAGUGCAAAAAAUGCGAUCCAAUCUCGUAUCUGGAGACUAUGGUAAUGGUACCAAGUUGCCCAGCUUGGAUCCGGCGUUCGUCGAUCGGUUAGUCAUUGACGAUGGAGCAAACCUGCAAGCCACGUUCCGAAAUUUAAUCGUGUCAGGUACCAAGAACUUCCACGUAGAUAAGAUGCGCGUCAAUGUCGAAAGCAAAACUUUCAACAUGUUGGUCACUUUGGAUAAGGUGCAGUUAAAGGGAAAAUAUAACAUGAAGAUGAGGCUUGCGUUGCUUUUGAUCGAUGGAGAUGGUGACUCAACAUUGGAUAUAAAUGACGUUAAGCUACUGCUAAAGAUAAAAUACUUCUUCGCGGAAAACGAUGACGGUAAGAAGACGAUGCGCUUCCAUCCGAUUGAUGUGAAAAUCAAAUUUGCCGGUGAUGCCAAAUUCCACAUGACGAACCUUCUGAAGGGUAAACCACGCCUAGCGCAAGCUGCCAACGAUGCCAUCAACGAAAGCCCUGAACUGCUCCUGGAGAAGGGUAGACCGGCGGUAGAACAAUUCUUUUCCAAACUGUUCACUUCGAUCGCUAAUGGACUGAUGAAAGAAGCGGACGAAGAGGAAGCUUUUCCACGGUGAUGG
This is a messenger RNA of Ochlerotatus camptorhynchus, 735 nucleotides long. RefSeq lists its product as uncharacterized. Lineage: Eukaryota; Metazoa; Arthropoda; Insecta; Diptera; Culicidae. The transcript has 4 exons. The record is from RefSeq and is a predicted model, not a curated record. Bases 1 to 732 code for a protein of 243 amino acids.